Cetraspora pellucida is the source of this 207-nucleotide messenger RNA. Lineage: Eukaryota; Fungi; Glomeromycota; Glomeromycetes; Diversisporales; Gigasporaceae. The record is from the annotation of a GenBank genome assembly.
UUUGUUACAAUGCAAAACAACAAAGAAUUAUCUGCAGAUUUGUUAGGUCCUUAUGAAGUUUUAUUUUUUUCACAAACAUCAGAUAAGUUUUUUGAAGAUAAUGACUUUGAUAGUGAUGCUAAUAUUGUAGAAUUAACUAAUAAAACCAAUUCAAUUACUCUAGACAAUAAAAACCAAAUUAAUAAAGAAAAGACUAGAAAAAGAUGA